Molecule: messenger RNA, 2100 nt
Organism: Coffea arabica (coffee)
Lineage: Eukaryota; Viridiplantae; Streptophyta; Magnoliopsida; Gentianales; Rubiaceae
Source: RefSeq, a predicted model, not a curated record
AUUGAACAAUUGUAUUGCAGGUUGUAACGAUCUGGAAAACAAUAAGGAGUUUGUAUCAAUGCGUGAGUAUUAUUCAUAUAAAUUGCAGAUGCGAGAAAAAUAUACUCCAAGUGUACUUAAUACUGGCAGACUGCUACAACAAUAUGUGAUUGAUAUGUAUAUAAAGAUAGAAACCCAGAGACUUGAUUACUACAAGAAUCGACAAGAAUUAAUAAGAAGAGAGCAGCUUCAAGGUAUAAUGGACAGUGUAGUAGCAGGGCAUUGCCAGGGAUCAAGGGUAGGGCAGCGAGUAAUCCUCCCAGCUUCAUUUAUAGGUGGUCCACGUGAUAUGAGGAGAAGAUAUGUUGACGCCAUGGCUCUUGUACAAAAAUUCGGCAAACCAGAUCUGUUCAUUACAAUGACCUGCAACCCUUCAUGGCCUGAGAUCAAACAACAUAUGCUUCCUACUGAUGAGGCUCAUAACAGACCAGACUUAUUAGCUCGGAUUUUUCACGCUAAACUUGAUCUUCUCAAAGAAGAACUCUUCAGAAAAGAAAUCUUUGGACCAGUAGCUGCCUAUACCUAUGUAGUUGAGUUUCAAAAACGUGGUCUGCCCCAUGCUCAUUUUCUCAUAAUCUUGAAAGCAGGGUCCAAGCUCUACUCCACAGAAUCUUAUGAUAACAUUGUGAGUGCAGAAAUUCCUGAUAAGAUGCCCAAUCGACAUUUAUUUAAUAUGGUCCGAAAGCAUAUGAUCCAUGGUCCUUGCGGAAAACAAAAUCCAGAUAAUGUUUGUAUGCAAGGAAGUCAGAAGAAGAAGUGCAAAAAUAAUUACCCAAAGCCAUUUGCUGAUACAACCUUCCAUGGAGAGAAUACAUAUCCCACUUAUCGCAGAAGGAAAGAUGGAAAGAAAAUAAUAGUUCGCGGACAUGAGUUGGAUAAUAGAUGGGUAGUUCCAUACAAUGGAUAUCUGUUAGCAAAAUUUGACUGUCAUAUAAAUGUAGAAAUUUGCUCCACAGUGAAAGCCGUGAAGUAUAUAUACAAGUAUAUAUAUAAGGGGCAUGACAGAAUACGUUUUAGAGUAAAUUCAGAUGCUUCUGAUCGACCAGAUUCUAACAUCCAACCAUCUGCAAUUGAUGAAAUAAGGGAAUUCCAGUCGGCUAGAUGGGUAUGUGCAGUAGAGGCAACUUGGAGAAUCUUCAGAUUCCAGCUAAGUGAAAUCCAUCCUUCUGUCAUUCACCUCCAGCUCCACUUAGAAAAUUGCCAAGCAAUGAAUUUCACACCCGAUCAGGACCUUCGAGAUGUGGUGAGGAAUAGGCAUGCAAAAAGAACCAUGUUAACAGAAUUCUUCUAUAUGAAUUCAGUGGACAAACUGGCUCAGCAUCUUAAGUGCACGUACAAAGAAUUCCCAGAACACUUCGUUUGGUACCCUGGCAAGAAGAAAUGGGAACCCAGAAAACAAAAGCAUUCUAUUGGUAGAAUUGUCGCAGCAAGCAUAGGAGAAGGAGAACGUUACUUUCUUAGAUUACUCCUAACACAUGUUAGAGCUCCAACAUCAUUCGAUGACCUCAAGACAAUCAAUGGAAAAUAUAUCAGUACAUUCCGUGAUGCAGCUAUCCUUAGAGGCUAUUUUGAAUCAGAUACGUCGCAGGAGCAAUGUCUUGAAGAAGCUAGCUCGUACCAGAUGCCAUACAUACUGAGAAGGCUAUUUGCAACUCUCCUGGCGGAACAGGCAAAACAUUUCUCUAUCGAGCACUCUUAGCUGAAGUGAGAUCAAAAGGAUUCAUAGCACUUGCUACAGCAUCAUGUGGAGUAGCAGCUUCAAUAUUACCUGGUGGAAGAACAUCUCACUCAAGAUUCAACAUACCAUUAGAUACAACCAAAAAUACCAACUGCAGAAUCAGCAAACAAAGUUCAUCAGCACAACUUCUAAAAUCAGCCAGCCUUAUAAUUUGGGAUGAAGCUCCAAUGAUGAAUAAAAUCUCAAUAGAAGCUGUUGAUAGAUUACUCCAAGAUUUAAUGGACUGCAAUGACUUAUUUGGAUCAAAGGUAAUUGUCUUUGGAGGAGAUUUUCGUCAGGUAUUACCGGUUGUUACUAAAGGCACAAAAGUGGAUUUUAUUGAU